Messenger RNA from Dermatophagoides farinae (American house dust mite), 1824 nucleotides. RefSeq names its product Methionyl-tRNA synthetase, mitochondrial (gene MetRS-m). Lineage: Eukaryota; Metazoa; Arthropoda; Arachnida; Sarcoptiformes; Pyroglyphidae. Gene Ontology annotation, biological process: methionyl-tRNA aminoacylation. Gene Ontology annotation, molecular function: methionine-tRNA ligase activity; ATP binding. The record is from RefSeq and is a predicted model, not a curated record.
CCUAAUUUAUACACAAUCAAAAUAUAUUAUUUACUACGUGCAAUGUAUAAACUAGAUAUAUGAUGCUUUUGCCUUAUGAUCAUUAAACCUAUCGCCGGUCCGCGAAGAAUUAAUUCUCUUGGAUUAAAUAUAACACCAUGAGAAUUCUGCUGUUAUCUAAUUCUCCAUCCAAAUGGAUGAUGCGAAUAUCAUCACGUCAUUUUAGUUCAAUAGAAUUGCCUAAAUUUUAUGCUACACCUAUUUUCUAUGUUAAUUCGGUACCUCAUAUUGGUCAUCUUUACACGACAAUCUAUGCAGAUGCAUUACAUCGAUUCACUCGAUUAUGUCAUCCUGAUGCGGUUACAAUUUUUUCCACUGGAACCGAUGAACAUGGUCUUAAGAUACAAAAAUCAGCUCAAUCAAAAAACACUGAUCUUUCAACAUAUUGUGAUCAAGUAUCGGCAAAAUUUCGUCAAUUAUUCGAUGAUGCCAGUACAUCACAUACACAUUUUAUCCGUACUACGGAUAAUCAGCAUAAAAAAUCUGUGACAAAUUUAUGGAAUAUACUCGUGGAAAAAGGAUUUAUUUACAAAUCCAAAUAUUGUGGUUACUAUUCCAUAAAUGAUGAAGCAUUCGUACCGGAUAAUCUUAUAAGAACAAAUUCUGCUGGAGAAAAGAUAUCUAUAGAAACUGGACAUAAACUUGAAUGGUAUGAAGAAGAGAAUUAUGUUUUUCGUUUAUCACAACUACAAGAUCAAGUUAUCGAUUGGAUCGAUAAUCGAUUGAUAAUGAAACCACAGAAUUUUCAUACAGCACUUAAAGCUGAUAUAAGAAAUAUUAAAAAUUUCAAGGAUGUUUCCGUGUCAAGAUCUAAAUCACGUUUAUGUUGGGGUAUCGAAGUUCCGAAUGAUAAUAGUCAAUUAAUUUAUGUUUGGUUCGAUGCAUUAACCAAUUAUCUAACGGUGGCUGGCUAUCCAAAUCAUGAUCUUACCGUAUGGCCACCUUGUCAUGUGAUUGGUAAAGAUAUCAUCAAAUUUCAUUGUAUAUAUUGGCCAGCAUUUUUGAUUGCUGCUGGAUUACAGCCACCGAAUCUAGUUUAUUGUCAUUCACAUUGGCUUUAUGAUCGACAAAAAAUGUCAAAAAGUUUAGGUAAUGUUGUCGAUCCUUUUGAUUGUAUCGAACGAUUUACAGCUGAUGGAAUACGUUAUUUUCUUCUGAAAGAAGGAACACCACAUUCAGAUUCAAAUUUCAAUAUAGAUGCAGUGAAAACAUGUUUAAAUGCCGAAUUGGCCGAUACAUUUGGUAACCUGUUGAAUAGAUGUACAUCGAACAAAUUAAAUCCACAACAAUAUUAUCCUCAAAAUAUUUCAUUGAAUGAAAUGAAUGAAAUUCUACCCGAAAGUAUGGAAACAAUUGAUUAUAUACAAAAUCUAUCAAAACAAUGUUAUCAAGCUUAUUCGGAUGGAAAUUUUCAUAUCGGUAUUGCACAUGUGAUGACAGGUCUUCGACUUGUAAAUAGUUUAUUCAACAUUAUUCGUCCAUGGGAAUUUGCCAAAAAUUCUAAUAAUGAAAUUAAUCAAAAACGUCUCGAAUGUUUAUUGUUUCUAUCAUUAGAAUCCAUACGUAUAGCAGCAAUUUUAUUGAAACCAAUCAUACCCAAUAUAUCGACAUCAAUAUUUCGUAAACUAAACAUUCAGCCAGAAUUCUGUUUAUGGAAAUCAGCUGAAAUGAAUGUGACGCAACAUGAGCUGUAUAGUCAUCAUCAACAACUGCAUGUAAAUAGAAUUUCAACAGAAAAAUUGAUAAUUUUCUCUAAACUUAUUUAAAUUAUAAAUUGACUUGUUG